Molecule: messenger RNA, 753 nt
Organism: Entamoeba dispar SAW760
Lineage: Eukaryota; Evosea; Mastigamoebida; Endamoebidae
Product: ATP-binding domain protein, putative
Exons: 2
Coding region: 1-753 (250 amino acids)
Biological process (GO): protein histidyl modification to diphthamide
Molecular function (GO): diphthine-ammonia ligase activity
Source: RefSeq, a predicted model, not a curated record
AUGAGUCAUUGUGUUGCAUUAUUGUCUGGUGGAAAAGAUAGUGUUUAUACUAUUGUUUAUUUACAAAAACACGGAAUAUCAAUUGAUUGUUUACUUCAUUUAGAACCAUCAAAACCAAAAGAAUGUGAAAAUAAUAGUUAUAUGUUUCAAACAGCUCUUCAUGAAGCAAUUCCUUAUUUAGCAGAAGCAAUGAAUAUCCCAUUAAUAAAUUAUCAAUUUGAAUCAAAUUCAUCAAUUUGUAUUGAUUCUAAUUACACUCCAACUCAAAAUGAUGAAAUUGAAAAUUUAUAUUUUGGUGUUAAAGAAGUUUUAAAUAAAUUUCCUGAAAUUGAUUCUAUUUGUUGUGGAGCCAUUGCUUCUACUUAUCAAUCAAAUCGUUUAAAAAAUGUUGCAAAUCGUUGUGGUUUAAAAGUACUUGUUCCUUUAUGGCAAAAAGAUCAAAAAGAUGUUCUUGAUGAAAUUAUUGAAAGUAAUUUAGAUGUUCGUUUGGUUAAAGUUUGUUCAAUGGGUCUUAAUAAAAAUGAUAUUGGAAAAUCGCUCACUCAAAUGAAAGAAAAAUUACUUCGGCUAAAUAAACUUUGUGGUGCAAGUGUUGUUGGAGAAGGUGGUGAAUUUGAAUCUUUUGUUUUUGAUGGACCUUCUUUUAAGAAAAGAAUUGAAGUUGAUUUUGAUGUUAUUACAGAGUUAGAAGAUGAUUAUGCACCAAUUUGUUAUAUGAAUAUCAAGUCAAUUCGCUGUGUUGAUAAGAAUUAG